Messenger RNA from Cordyceps militaris CM01, 741 nucleotides. RefSeq names its product Cwf15/Cwc15 cell cycle control protein. Gene Ontology annotation, biological process: mRNA cis splicing, via spliceosome. The coding region runs from base 1 to 741 and encodes 246 amino acids. Gene Ontology annotation, cellular component: catalytic step 2 spliceosome. The transcript is spliced from 4 exons. Gene Ontology annotation, molecular function: RNA binding. The record is from RefSeq and is a predicted model, not a curated record. Lineage: Eukaryota; Fungi; Ascomycota; Sordariomycetes; Hypocreales; Cordycipitaceae.
AUGACUACAGCGCAUAGACCUACGUUCGAUCCGGCCCGUGGCAAGGACGCCCUCCGCGGUCCGGCCUACCACCAGCGCCUCCUCCCCGCACACACGCAACUCAAGUACCGCCGCGCCGGCCAGGGCGGCGACGCCGACGACGAGGAUAGCACGCACGACCUGGCCGCCCAGCUGCUCGCCGCCGAAGCGGCCCAUUUCUCCAAGAAGAAGGGCGGCAGCGCGCCACUCGCCAUUGAGGAGGGCGCCACCGAGACGGCAGCCGGCGACGGCGCUACGAAGCGACCGCUGCCCACGAGCGGCGAGGCGGGCGCGGCCGGCGAAGAAGACAUAUAUGCCAAACGGCGGCGGAUAUUAGAGGAGACGAGAGACAUAGACGCGGACGACGAUGACGAUGAGGAAGGGGACGAUGGUGAUGAUAGCGACGACAGCGAUGAUAGCGAUGACGAGGAUGCGGAGCUGCAGCGGGAACUAGAGCGCGUGCGGAGGGAGCGCGAGGAGAAGAAGAAGCAAGAGGAACUUGCGCGCGCAAAGGAAGAGGAAGACGUGCGGGAACGCAACAUUGCUCUGGGCAACCCGCUGCUCAACAAGCAGGACUUCACGAUGAAGAGGCGCUGGGACGACGAUGUGGUCUUUAAGAACCAGGCGCGCGGGACAGAAGACAAGGGCAAGAAGAAGGAGUUUGUCAAUGACCUCUUGCGCUCCGAUUUCCAUAGACGCUUCAUGAGCAAAUACGUUAGAUGA